AUGUCAUCAUUAAGCCAUGAUGAUCAACAACUUGUUGCAACAAUUUUUCGUAUUACUGCCGAAGAUUUUCUCAUGGGAAUGGAAGAUCCUAGUACGGAAUUCAGAUACAACAGAGAGUUCCUUAUAAUCUUAUAUGGCGUCGAAGACAUGACCGAGGAUGGAGUAAUACCGACGGGUGUGGUGCCUGCAGACGAGUCAUUCGUGGCAAGCUUGGAAAUCAAGAAAGCUAGUGAAGAGUUGGCUAAUAGUGGUGAAGUUUGUUCGGUUUGUCUUGAAGGGUGGAAAGUAGGUGAUGAUGUUAAGUAUUCGCCUUGUAAACAUUGCUUUCAUCCGGCUUGUGUUGAUAAGUGGUUCAAGAUUAAUCACUUCUGCCCACUUUGUCGAUUCGAGUUGCCGCCGACGAGAGAUGCUAGAGGUGUUUGA
This is a messenger RNA of Chenopodium quinoa (quinoa), 423 nucleotides long. RefSeq names its product E3 ubiquitin-protein ligase RING1-like. Bases 1 to 423 code for a protein of 140 amino acids. NCBI's taxonomy places the organism in Eukaryota, Viridiplantae, Streptophyta, Magnoliopsida, Caryophyllales, Amaranthaceae. The transcript has a single exon. The record is from RefSeq and is a predicted model, not a curated record.